Anthostomella pinea is the source of this 3813-nucleotide messenger RNA. Lineage: Eukaryota; Fungi; Ascomycota; Sordariomycetes; Xylariales; Xylariaceae. The record is from the annotation of a GenBank genome assembly.
AUGCGUCUACUCAAACUCGAAAAUGACGGAAGCAUUCGCCUGACUAAAGACCUGGUGAACAACAUACCUCCAUAUGCCAUACUUUCGCACACGUGGGGCGACGAUGAAGAUGAGGUUACCUUCCAAGGCAUCACAAAAGGAACAGGAAGGAGCCAACGCGGCUAUAAGAAGAUUGAGUUUUGCUGCAAGCAGGCUGCCCAGGACAACUUGGAUUACUCCUGGGUGGAUACUUGCUGUAUCGACAAAUCCAACAGCACCGAACUCAAUGAGGCUAUCAACUCCAUGUUUCGCUGGUACCAAUAUGCGACAAGAUGCUACGUUUACCUGUCCGAUGUCUCCAAGAGUGUCAAUCUACAAGUCGAUGAACUGUCACGACCAGUGUGGAAGUCGGGUUUCCGAAAUAGCCGAUGGUUUACACGGGGCUGGACGCUUCAAGAGCUAAUUGCACCGUCGUCAGUGGAGUUCUUCGGAUCAGACAAUCAGCGACUAGGUGACAAGGCAUCGCUAGAAGUACUGCUUUAUGAUAUAACAGGGAUCCCAGCCAAUGCUCUUCGAAACGGUCCGCUGCCUGAUUUCAGCAUCGAUGAGCGAAUGACAUGGUCCAGAGGCCGGGAGACAAAACGUCCAGAAGACAAGGCCUACUCCCUUAUGGGUAUAUUUAAUGUUCAUAUGCCGCUCAUCUAUGGCGAGGGAGAGGACAAGGCUCUCAUUCGACUGCGAAAAAAGAUUGAUUCGUCUUUGAAGUCGGUGCUUGACAAAGUCCCCGUCGUUCAAGGAGCAGCCUUCGAUUCCCACGCCGAAGAACACAAUCCAACCUGCCAUCCAGAUACAAGAGUCGGCCUCUUACGUGCGAUAUCGGAAUGGGCGAAGAACACUCGAGCAGAAGCCGUGUUCUGGCUGAACGGCAGGGCCGGUACUGGCAAGUCAACCAUAUCACGCACCUUGGCAGCCUCUAUUUCCAAGGACGGUUACCUUGGCGCUAGCUUCUUUUUCAAGAGGGGUGAAGGCGAUCGCGGAGGGGUAUCCAAGUUUUUCACUACGCUGGCUGCACAGCUGAUCAAGAAAAAGCCAGCACUUGCCUCGCACGUCAAGGAUGUUAUCGACACCGACCCUGAUAUCUUUAGCAAAACACUUCGAGAACAGUUCGAAAAGCUUAUCCUUGAACCUCUGUCAAAGAUUCCCCAAGAUACUGGGAAAUCUAACACCCUUGUUUUCGUAAUCGACGCCCUCGACGAAUGCGAAUCAGACAGAGACGUCAAACUUAUUAUCCAUCUGUUUUCUCGCGCUAACGCUUCACAAUGUCCGCAACUACGAAUAUUUAUAACAAGCAGGCCCGAAUUACCUAUUCGUCUUGGUUUCAGCGACAUCAAGGGAACCUACCAAGACCUGGCCUUACAUGAAAUGCCCCAGCCAGUGAUGCGGCAUGAUUUAUCUGCGUAUUUCAAGUACGAGCUGGCGAGGAUCAGGGACGAUUAUAAUCAGUCCGUGUCAACAGAGCGACAACUGCCGCCCAAGUGGCCUCAACAAUCGGAAAUUCAAAAACUGGUGGAAAUGGCGAUUCCUCUCUUCAUCUUCGCUGCAACGACAUGCCGUUUUCUUGCCGAUCGUAACGGUGGCAACCCUGCCAGAAAGCUUCACAAGGUCCUGGUGCACCGAACCACACGUCAAGAAUCCAAGUUGGAUGGGACCUACUUGCCUGUUCUGAACCAAAUGGUUGCAGGUUGUUCUAUUCGGGAGAGAGAUGAGGCCAUACGCGAGUUUCAAAAUAUCGUAGGCUCAAUCGCUAUCCUCGCGAGCCCCCUAUCAACUUCAGCAUUGGCGAGAAUGCUUAAUGUGGCACAAGACAUUAUUGAUGCUAGGUUAGACCUGCUUCAUUCGGUGCUUAGCAUCCCUUCGUCCUCAACCUCACCUGUACGACUAUUCCACCUCUCAUUUCGCGACUUCCUUUUGGACCCGGCAAAGCGUCAAAGUCUGUUCUGGGUGGACGAGAAGAAGACUCACAAGCAGCUGGUAACGCAGUGUCUACGAAUAAUGAACGAGAAUCUCCAGACAGACAUAUGCAAAGUACAGUGGCCGGGAACUCCGCAAGCAUCUAUUGAAUCUCGGACAAUAAACAGCAACCUACCGCCAGAACUUCAAUAUGCAUGCCAAUACUGGAUCUUCCAUGCUGAGCGAGCCGGCGACCAAGUACAUGAUGGUGGUCCAGUCCACGACUUCUUAAGGCAGCACUUUCUUCACUGGACGGAAACAUUGAGCCUAAUGGGAAAGGCCACAGAAAUUCUUCAGAAUAUCAAGGUGUUGCAGUCACUUUCUCAGGCAAAGACUAGCAUAGAGACGUUAAUGUUUCUUACGGAUGCAGCACGCUUUAUUCUUGCAAACAUGUCGUUGAUAUCAUCAUGGCCUCUCCAAACAUACUGCUCAGCACUGGUUUUUGCACCAGCAAAUAGUAUCAUACGUACUAUCUUCCAACUGGAACUUCCUCAAUGGAUAUCUCUUCUCCCAAAAGUGGAAGCGCAGUGGGACACGUGCCUGCAGACGCUCGAGGGCCACGGCGGCACGGUCUGGUCGGUCGCGUUCUCGCCCGACUCGCGGCUCGUGGCGUCGGGGUCGGUCGACAGGACGGUCCGGCUCUGGUCGGCCGAGACGGGGGUGCUGCAGCAGACGCUCGAGGGCCACGGCGGCUCGGUCAGCUCGGUCGCGUUCUCGCCCGACUCGCGGCUCGUGGCGUCGGGGUCGGUCGACAGGACGGUCCGGCUCUGGUCGGCCGAGACGGGAGCGCUACAGCAGACGCUCAAGGGCCACGGCGACUGGGUCAGCUCGGUCGCGUUCUCGCCCGACUCGCGGCUCGUGGCGUCGGGGUCGCACGACAAGACGGUCCGGCUCUGGUCGGCCGAGACGGGAGCGCUGCAACAGACGCUCAAGGGCCACGGCGACUGGGUCAGCUCGGUCGCGUUCUCGCCCGACUCGCGGCUCGUGGCGUCAGGGUCGCACGACAAGACGGUCCGGCUCUGGUCGGCCGAGACGGGGGCGCUGCAACAGACGCUCGAGGGCCACGGCGACUGGGUCAGCUCGGUCACGUUCUCGCCCGACUCGCGGCUCGUGGCGUCAGGGUCGCACGACAAGACGGUCCGGCUCUGGUCGGCCGAGACGGGGGCGCUGCAGCAGACGCUCGAGGGCCACGGCGGCAGGGUCAGCUCGGUCGCGUUCUCGCCCGACUCGCGGCUCGUGGCGUCGGGGUCGCACGACAGGACGGUCCGGCUCUGGUCGGCCGAGACGGGGGCGCUGCAGCAGACGCUCGAGGGCCACGGCGGCACGGUCAGCUCGGUCGCGUUCUUGCCCGACUCGCGGCUCGUGGCGUCGGGGUCGGUCGACAGGACGGUCCGGCUCUGGUCGGCCGAGACGGGGGCACUGCAGCAGACGCUCGAGGGCCACGACAGCUCAGUCAGCUCGGUCGCGUUCUCGCCCGACUCGCGGCUCGUGGCGUCGGGGUCGCACGACAGGACGGUCCGGCUCUGGUCGGCCGAGACGGGGGCACUGCAGCAGACGCUCGAGGGCCACGGCGGCACGGUCAGCUCGGUCGCGUUCUCGCCCGACUCGCGGCUCGUGGCGUCGGGGUCGCACGACAGGACGGUCCGGCUCUGGUCGGCCGAGACGGGGGCGCUGCAGCAGACGCUCGAGGGCCACGGCGGCUCGGUCUGGUCGGUCAUGUUCUCGCCCGACGGCCUUUCUCUUCAAACCGAUGCGGGUGCUAUCUCCCUUGAUGGUUCACAACAACAUAUGACGACUUCCGCAUCUGCGAUAGGGACUGGAUAA